GGCGCGGCGGCGGCGGCUGGGGGGCGGGGAGGGGGGCUCACGACCCCAGGCAGGGGGUCUCCGGGCGGCCGAGGGCCAGUUGCCGUUCCCCCCAGCAGCAGCAGCAGCAGCAGCGGCGGCGGUCACGGUCACUGCCACGGCCACGGCGGGCAUGGCCUCCUGCGCUGAACCUGCCGAGCCCAGGGCCCCGCCCCCUGCCGGGGUCCCCCGGCUCGAGGACUUCGAGGUGCUGGACGCAGUGGAGGACGCUGAGGCCGAGGAGGAGGAGGAGGAGGAGGAGGAGGACGGAGACCUGAGCGAGCUCCCGCCCCUGGAGGACAUGGCCCAGGCCCCUCCGGAGGAGGCCGAGGGGCAGGGGCAGCAGCCCGGGGCCCUGGCCCGGGAGUUCCUGGCCACCAUGGAGCCUGCACCCGCGCCGGCCCCGGCCCCCGAGGAGUGGCAGGAUAUUUUAGGCAACGGGCUGCUGAGGAAGAAGACGCUGGUCCCGGGGCCGCCCGGCUCCAGCCGGCCUUCCAAGGGCCAGGUGGUCACCGUGCACCUGCAGACGUCCCUGGAGAACGGCACACGCGUGCAGGAGGACCCGGAGUUGAUGUUCACGCUGGGAGACUGUGACGUCAUCCAGGCCCUGGACCUCAGCGUCCCACUCAUGGACGUGGGGGAGACGGCCAUGGUCACUGCUGACUCCAAGUACUGCUACGGCCCCCAGGGCAGCAGGAGCCCAUAUAUUCCCCCGCACGCGGCCCUGUGCCUGGAGGUGACCCUGAAGACGGCCGUGGACGGGCCCGACCUGGAGACGCUCACCGGCCAGGAGCGCGUGGCCCUGGCCAACCGGAAGCGCGAGUGCGGCAACGCCCACUACCAGCGGGCAGACUUUGUGCUGGCCGCCAACUCGUACGACCUGGCCAUCAAGGCCAUCACCUCCAGCGCCAAAGUGGACAUGUCGUUGGAGGAGGAGGAGGAGCUGCUGCAGCUGAAGGUCAAGUGUCUGAACAACCUGGCGGCCUCGCAGCUGAAGCUGGACCACUACGGCGCGGCGCUGCGCUCCUGCAGCCUGGUCCUGGAGCACCAGCCCGACAACAUCAAGGCGCUGUUCCGCAAGGGCAAGGUCCUGGCCCAGCAAGGCGAGUACAGCGAGGCGAUCCCCAUCUUGAGGGCGGCCCUGAAGCUGGAACCUUCCAACAAGACGAUCCACGCGGAGCUCUCGAAGCUGGUGAAGAAGCACGCGGCUCAACGAAGCACGGAGACCGCGCUCUACCGCAAGAUGCUGGGCAACCCCAGCCGGCUGCCCGCCAAGUGCCCUGGCAAGAGCGCCUGGUCCAUCCCGUGGAAGUGGCUCUUUGGGGCGACAGCAGUCGCCCUCGGGGGCGUGGCUCUCUCCGUGGUCAUCGCUGCCAGGAACUGAACCGGGGCUGUGGGCUGCCAGCUCUCCGCGCGCCGUGGACGCACCCCAACGCCCGUCCCCCGCAGCCCACGCUCCUUCACGCCCCUUCUGCCCAGGCCUCCCGUCUCUCCGUGGCUCCUCCCGGUCCUGUCCCUCUUCCGGGUGGGGGGGCACAGCAAGGGUUGCAGGUGGCAUGGGGUCGUGCUGAGGCCCCACGGGAGGGCACCCGGAGGGAGGGGCCCUUGUCCCUCCAGCCCCCUCCCCGCCCCAACUGCUCCCCCUGGGUUAUGGGGGUCUCCAGCCUUCAGGCCUGGGCCUGGUGUGGGGAGGCGGCCUUUCCUGGGCCCUGCCAGCCCUGCCAGCCCCGCCAGCCCUGCCAGCUGCCCCUCCCCACCCCAACACCGUGGAAUAAAACCGCCAGUCCUGCA
Molecule: messenger RNA, 1809 nt
Organism: Ochotona curzoniae (black-lipped pika)
Lineage: Eukaryota; Metazoa; Chordata; Mammalia; Lagomorpha; Ochotonidae
Gene: FKBP8
Product: FKBP prolyl isomerase 8
Exons: 9
Coding region: 152-1402 (416 amino acids)
Molecular function (GO): protein binding; peptidyl-prolyl cis-trans isomerase activity
Source: RefSeq, a predicted model, not a curated record